AUGCAUUCCCUUUCAAUCUUUCAUUUUUCUCAUUACGUUCUUUUUCAUUAUGUCUUUCAUCUAUUUCUAUUCUUCUUUAUUUAUUUCUGUCAUUCAUUUAUUCUCAUUUUGUUCUCGUUCAUUUUUUCUCAUUCAGUUAUUCGUCAACUUCUUUUCUUCUUUCUUUAUUUUUGUCAUUCUAUCAUUCUCGUUUUUCUCGUUCGUCUUUACCAUUCUGUUUUUCGAAUCUUUCUUUUCGUCUUUCUUUAUUUCUGUCAUUCAUUUGUUCUCAUUUUUCUCGUUCGUCUUUCCCAUUUUGUUAUUCGUCUAUUUCUUUUCUUCUUUCUUUAUUUCUGUCAUUCAUUUAUUCUAAUUUUUCUCGUUUGUUUUUCCCAUUCUGUUAUUCGUCUAUUUCUUUUCUUCUUUCUUUAUUUCUGUCAUUCAUUUAUUCUAAUUUUUCUCGUUCGUUUUUCCUAUUCUGUUAUUCGUCUAUUUCUUUUCUUCUUUCUUUAUUUCUGUCAUUCAUUUAUUCUCAUUUUUCUCGUUCGUUUUUCCCAUUCUGUUAUUCGUCUAUUUCUUUUCUUCUUUAAUUAUUUUUGUCAUUCAUUUAUUCUCAUUUUUCUCGUUCGGUUUUUACACAUUAUGUUAUACAUAUAUUUCCCUUCUUCUUUGUAUAUUUCCCUCAUUUUUUUAUUCUCAUUUCAUGUAGUUCGUUUUCCCCAUUUUUUGUCUUUUUUCUACUUGACACGUUGUUUCCUUCGUCCUGAUUUUUUCUCUUUAUUUGAUAUCAUAUUUUCCUCAUAUUUCAUGCAUUUUAUUAUUUUUCAUAAUGCUUUUGAGAAUCUUCAUUAUCUUUCAUAUUUCUUAUCCCAUUUUUUUCCCGCUGCGUUAUUUAUGUUUUCUUCUGCUGUUUAUUUUUCUUUAUCUUCUGCUACUCGAUGCGUUUACUUUUCUUCUAUCUGA
This is a messenger RNA of Acanthosepion pharaonis, 942 nucleotides long. NCBI's taxonomy places the organism in Eukaryota, Metazoa, Mollusca, Cephalopoda, Sepiida, Sepiidae. The record is from the annotation of a GenBank genome assembly.